Myxocyprinus asiaticus (Chinese sucker) is the source of this 2637-nucleotide messenger RNA. It is a transcript of the gene dnajb5, whose product is annotated as DnaJ heat shock protein family (Hsp40) member B5. The record is from RefSeq and is a predicted model, not a curated record. Gene Ontology annotation, biological process: negative regulation of transcription by RNA polymerase II. Gene Ontology annotation, molecular function: protein-folding chaperone binding. The transcript is spliced from 4 exons. The coding region runs from base 172 to 1260 and encodes 362 amino acids. NCBI's taxonomy places the organism in Eukaryota, Metazoa, Chordata, Actinopteri, Cypriniformes, Catostomidae. Gene Ontology annotation, cellular component: cytosol.
GGUCAUCAUGACAUCAUUAAAUACAGGAGAGGAAUACCGGGAGACCUCAGAGGGUUUGAUGUAGCGAUGAGGAUCUCCUGUCGGAUGCGGCAAACGGGCAUCACUGUUCUGCAGAUACUGUAACUGAGAGCUUGGGUGGUUCUAGAAGGACGCUAUCUGUAAAUCAAAGCCAUGGGCAAGGAUUACUAUAAGAUCCUAGGUAUACCGUCAGGCUCUAAUGAGGAUGAAAUCAAAAAGGCUUACAGGAGGAUGGCCCUGAAGUUCCAUCCAGACAAAAACAAAGAUCCCAAUGCUGAAGAUAAGUUCAAGGAGAUAGCAGAGGCUUAUGAAGUUCUCAGUGACCCAAAGAAGAGAGUCAUCUAUGACCAGUACGGGGAGGAUGGUUUGAAAACAGGUGGGACAGGCUCAUCUAGUGGACAGGGGACUACAUAUCACUACACCUUCCAUGGAGAUCCACAUGCAACCUUUGCCUCUUUCUUUGGAGGCUCUAAUCCCUUUGAUAUAUUCUUUGGCUCUGGACUUCAGCGGGGAACCACUAAUGGCUUUGCAGACCAUGGCGAUCAUGACAUGGACAUUGACAUGGAUGGAGAUGAUGAUCCUUUCAGUUCCUUCAGCCACUUUGGCUUCAAUGGUACCAAUGGUUUUCAUCAUGGUGGAGGUCGAAGGAAUCGUACUGAGCCCUUGCAUGCAGGAGGCAGCAGGAGGAAAGUACAGGACCCUCCAGUGGUACAUGAGCUUAAAGUGUCUCUAGAGGAGAUCUUCCAUGGAUGUACCAAGCGGAUGCGAAUCACUCGCCGACGGCUGAACCCAGACAGAAGGACAAUGAGGACAGAGGACAAGAUCCUUAAUAUUGUCAUCAAGAGGGGCUGGAAGGAAGGGACCAAGAUCACCUUUCCCAAAGAAGGUGAUGAGACACCUCAGAACAUUCCUGCUGAUAUUGCAUUUGUGCUCAAGGACAAAGGGCAUUCACUCUUCAAAAGGGACAGCUCCAACAUCAUUUAUACAGCCAAGAUCAGUCUUAAGGAGGCAUUGUGUGGCUGCACAGUGAACAUUCCCACCAUCGACAACCGAGUGAUCCCAUUGCCCUGUAACGAUCUCAUCAAACCAGGCACAAUCAAGAGACUGCGUGGGGAAGGUCUACCUUUCCCAAAAAAUCCAUCCCAGCGUGGGGAUUUAAUAGUGGAGUUCCAAGUGCGCUUCCCAGACAGAAUACCACACCAGUCCAGAGAGAUCAUCAAACAGCACUUACCCCAGUCUUAGAGAAAUUGCAGAAGACUUCUUUGUGCUUUUAUUUGUUCAAAUACAAAUAAAAACGAUCCUGAAUUCGAAGAGUGGCAAAUGUGUGAGAAGGACCAGAGGCUCAUUUGAUAUUUUGAUACAAUUUUGCAUUAUUUAUUAUUAUGUUUCCUGUUUUAAGUGGUUUGCCUGUGGAUUUCACCCAGGACUUGUUUUUGAUUUUGAGGAAUAAUCUUUUAUUAUUUAUUAUUUCAUCAACAUGUUGAAGGCAAAAGAAUACAGUAAAGACAAAAUGACUGAUUUAUUGGAUGGAAGAUUGAUAUUUUUGGUAGUAUUUUGGUGAUGAGGACAAUAACUGGGUAUUCAGAUUCAGAUCUGAAUUAUUUUUUAGCCAAUUAAACUCAUUUCCAUUGUAACUGAUAAGCUCAUUUUUAAUGUUAAAGUAUAUAAGACAACUAAGUGUUGAAGUUUUAGGAUUUUUGAUCAGCAUAAACAAACUACUGUUCGGUAACUUCUUUAUAUAUUUCCUCUCCCUGACCCACCUCAGCAGUCUACGGGUGCUUUCUUUUAGUUUUUGAAGUGCAAGGUGCUGCAAUUUACAGUAUGGUAAACCUUUAGAGGUGCAAUUGCAAGAUUGAGAACAUUUUGAGUGCCUUAAUGUGGCUCAAACCAACUGUUUUAUUUGAAUUAGCAAGGCAUAUUGACAAAACUGUGUAUUAUUACAAGUGCUGCAAUCAGUUUUUCUUGUCAUUUCAGUUCCCAAAAUAAUUUAUUGCAGUAGCCAUCUUUAAAGGAAUAGUUCACCAAACUGAAAAAAGACUGAAAUUUAAGUUGUUAUUCACUGAAAAUCUUGUCUUCUUUGUUUACAUCUAGCCGGAAGGGCAGCACACUUGACACCAGAAGGAGAAGAAAUUGCAAACUUCAUUGGUUUCGCAUAGCAGUGAAUAAAAACUUGAAUAUCAGUCUGUUACUAUUAUCAAUAUAUAGGAUGCUAUUGCUUUAGAAGGCUUGGAAUAUAAUAAAUCAGGUGUAUGAACUACUUUUAUUCUCCACAGAAGAACUAACAUGCAAACGACAUGAGGGUGAAUAGAUGAUGGCAGAAUGCUUAUUAAUUUAUUCUAUUAUUCAACCCACACAUUAAAAGGGAGUACAAAGAUUCUUUGAAGUGCUUAUAUUUUAGCAGUAUGCCAGUCUUAGCAUGUUAGGAUGAAAAUUUUAUGAACAUAAGUGAAUGAAAGAUCGGAGUAUGUUGCUUCAUGUUAAGUCGUCAUUUUUAUUUGUAUAGCACUUUUCACAACACACAUCGUUUCAAAGCAGCUUUACAGAAACCUGUCUGAAGACCUCUCUGACACUACAGAGAACUGUAAUGUCAAAAGAUGUUAUUUAAUACUUAGAGGUAAG